AUUCUUUUCAUUUACCUUUGCCGGAAGUAGUUUUUAGCCGGUGAAGGGGUUAAAAACACACAUCCGGUAGCGUCCAGCACACAAGUAAACAUGGCAUUAAGAUUAGCACCAAAUUUGCUUCGUUCAUUAAGACUAACAAGUGUCAGAGCAAUGUCACAAGUUGGAGGUUUUGGUGAAGGAGCUGGAAAGGGUGGUGGCGCCGGAGGAUCAAUCAGAGAUGCUGGUGGUAGUUUUGGUAAAAUGGAGGCUGCACAUGAAGAGGAAUAUUUCAGAAAACUGAACGCUGCACACAUGGAGGAAAUUAAAAAGCACCACAAGGAGGAGAUGGAGGCACAUAUUAGAGAUAAUAUAGAACAUUUGGAAGCAAAUGUUAAAUCAGCUGAGGAAGCAAUUAAAAGACAUAAGAAGAGGUUGGCAGAACUUCGAAAAGAUGAUUCGGAUUCCGAUUGAUCUUCUACGUGUUGACAUUGCAUGGAUAUGAACGAGUGAUUCUAUAUAUAUUUCGAAACUUCUACUAUUUCCAUUCUAUAAAAUUUAGAUGUAACUCAGGAGUAGUGCUGAUACAACGUUUUUGAGGUGAAAUCUGUGUUACCAUAGAGUUGAUAAAAUAUUCACUGGAUAGGUAAUUUAGUUACAAUGUUAAAUUGUGAACAUUGUUGUAAGGUGUCAAAUACAGAAAGUGCUAUUAUGUCUUGUCUCUUGUAAAAUAGAGUUAUUGAAUGAAAAA
Messenger RNA from Mercenaria mercenaria, 727 nucleotides. Its product is annotated as ATPase inhibitor mai-2, mitochondrial-like. Bases 91 to 450 code for a protein of 119 amino acids. Gene Ontology annotation, cellular component: mitochondrion. Gene Ontology annotation, biological process: negative regulation of ATP-dependent activity. Gene Ontology annotation, molecular function: ATPase inhibitor activity. Lineage: Eukaryota; Metazoa; Mollusca; Bivalvia; Venerida; Veneridae. The transcript is spliced from 5 exons. The record is from RefSeq and is a predicted model, not a curated record.